Eruca vesicaria subsp. sativa (arugula) is the source of this 851-nucleotide messenger RNA. NCBI's taxonomy places the organism in Eukaryota, Viridiplantae, Streptophyta, Magnoliopsida, Brassicales, Brassicaceae. The record is from the annotation of a GenBank genome assembly.
UUAACCGGUAGAAUGUUGAGUAAACCGGAAUAAAGACUUGGAGAGUGUCAUUUUUGUUUUUUGUAAAGCUUAUCAUCGUCUUUGUGGGAACCAUGGCAGAGAGAUGGAUGAACACGGCUCUACUCGUUAUCGAUAUGCAGAAUGAUUUCAUAGAGGAAGGUUCUGUGAUGCAAGUGAAAGGCGGAAAAGCCAUAGUUCCUAAUGUUAUCAGAGUUGUCGAACUCGCGCGGCAGCGUGGCAUUCUCGUGGUUUGGGUUGUGAGAGAACACGAUCCUAAAGGAAGAGAUGUUGAGAUAUUCAGGCGUCAUCACUACAGUUCUGAGAAAGUUGGCCCAACCGUUAAAGGAACCAUAGGUGCAAAGCUAGUAGAUGGACUGAACAUCAGAGAAGAAGAAGACUAUAAGAUAGUGAAAACUCGUUUCAGCGCGUUCUUCGGCACACAUCUUCAUUCCUUCCUUCAAACUUCAGGGGUUACCAAGUUAGUCAUCGCUGGUGUUCAAACUCCUAAUUGUAUCAGGCAAACGGUAUUUGAUGCAGUGGAGCUGGACUAUCCAGAUGUUACUGUUAUUGUGGAUGCCACAGCUGCUGCAACACCAGAGAUUCAUUCUGCGAAUAUUAUGGACAUGAAGAAUAUCGGCGUCAAGACUCCUACGUUACACGAGUGGUCUGAAGAAUUUGCUUGAGGAUGACAGUAUAUAUCAUCCCUUCUUCUAUCUUCUUCCACCUCUUUUUCUUAUCUUUCGUAUAUUUGUAAUUGCAGGUUGAAUAAAAAAUAAAGUAAAGAUGUAUGGCCUUUACAUAAAAUGUUGUUUUUUCUGUUUCACAAAUAGUGCUAUUUUGAAAAUUUCACA